Eruca vesicaria subsp. sativa (arugula) is the source of this 822-nucleotide messenger RNA. NCBI's taxonomy places the organism in Eukaryota, Viridiplantae, Streptophyta, Magnoliopsida, Brassicales, Brassicaceae. The record is from the annotation of a GenBank genome assembly.
AUGUUGACUCACGCUAUUUCUAAACCCAUCAUUAUACUAACCAUUCUAUUAGUUCUACAAGCUUUCUCUUCUACAACAAAGGCUCAAAACUGUGGUUGUUCGUCAGACCUAUGCUGUAGCCAGUUCGGUUUCUGCGGUAACACUUCAGACUAUUGUGGUGUAGGCUGUCAACAAGGACCUUGUUUUGCCCCUCCACCUGCGAACGGUGUCUCGGUUGAUGAGAUUGUCACACAAGAAUUCUUCAAUGGAAUCAUCGACCAAGCUGAGUCUAGUUGCGCUGGCAAAGGAUUUUACAGCCGAGGAGCUUUUCUUGAGGCCUUAGAGUUAUAUUCUCGUUUCGGUAGGAUUGGUUCGGUCGAUGAUUCUAGACGUGAGAUCGCAGCCUUCUUUGCCCAUGUCACACAUGAAACUGGACAUUUUUGCUACAUCGAAGAAAUAAACGGACCCUCAAAGGAUUAUUGCGACGAGAACGCAACGCAGUAUCCAUGUAAUCCCAACAAAGGCUAUUAUGGGCGAGGACCGAUCCAACUCUCUUGGAACUUCAACUACGGGCCAGCGGGAACCGCGAUUGGUUUCGACGGUCUUAACGUACCAGAAACAGUAGCCACGGAUCCGGUCAUAUCCUUCAAGACCGCCUUAUGGUACUGGACCAACAGAGUUCAGCCUGUUAUCUCACAAGGCUUUGGUGCAACGAUCCGCGCCAUCAACGGCGCUUUGGAAUGCGAUGGAGCCAACUCAGCCACGGUUCAAGCUAGAGUUCGCUACUACACCGAUUAUUGUCGUCAGUUGGGUGUUGACCCCGGAAACAACCUCACUUGCUAA